AUUUAAAAAAGUUAAUUGACGUUCAUCGUGCUGGCAUAUUGCGACUGUUUUAGUUGCAUAUUCUAAAUUUAAAUUUAUUGUUUUUUAAUUGUUAUAGCAUGAAGGUCUUAGUGUAUUUAUUUGUAAUUGCAGUUUUUGUGUUUGUGGAAUGUAACCAUACAUUUAUGGGCUCGAAUGUGUUUCGACCUCUGUUAUUUCAUCGGAAUGUUCGGUAUUCCUCGAACUUGUGGAGAAAACGCGUGGAAAAUUUCACUUACACAAUACCUUCUAGCUCAUACCCGUACUAUAGACCCACCAUCCAGGGGAUAUUGGCGUAUGAUUUGACCAACACCAGCGCAACUGCAAACGUCACUUACGGCGGGAUCGGGUUUCAAUAUGUGACGCUGCGAAUGAAGAGUGAUAAAAACCGAGAAAUUAAUUAUGACAUUUAUAUCUAUGGUUAAAGUAAAUAUAAAAAACUAUAAAUAUAUGUCUGGUUGUAAUCAAGUCACAAUUUCUUAUCCAAAAUUAAAAACUUAUUUACCUAAGUGUAUAAAGUUAGAAAAAUAAUAAAUCUUGUCGAAUCUUUUGUUUUUAAAUAUUUAUCUUAAAAGGAUAUUUACGCGAAGAAGGCUGAAAACCUAUUUUAAAAACAAAUGAUCCCGAAACAGAUACAGAAGUUUGAGACCCAGACCGAGAAGGUUUUUUUCUAUAUUCUCAGUACUGCUUUAUUUAUCUACCAACGUAUAGUGUGUCCUUAAACCUUGUAAUCAUUUCUUAUCUUUGUUUGUUAUUAGGAUACAUAUAUACAAAAGAUACCAUAAAGUGUAUUAAUGUCAAUAUUAUGUUUAUAUAAAUUUUACCAUUCAUCAAAAUAAU
This is a messenger RNA of Pieris brassicae (large cabbage white), 858 nucleotides long. RefSeq lists its product as uncharacterized. The transcript has 2 exons. The coding region runs from base 99 to 443 and encodes 114 amino acids. The record is from RefSeq and is a predicted model, not a curated record. NCBI's taxonomy places the organism in Eukaryota, Metazoa, Arthropoda, Insecta, Lepidoptera, Pieridae.